This is a messenger RNA of Pelobates fuscus (common spadefoot toad), 1506 nucleotides long. It is a transcript of the gene ARR3, whose product is annotated as arrestin 3. The transcript has 16 exons. The coding region runs from base 129 to 1292 and encodes 387 amino acids. The record is from RefSeq and is a predicted model, not a curated record. Gene Ontology annotation, molecular function: G protein-coupled receptor binding. Gene Ontology annotation, biological process: visual perception; signal transduction; G protein-coupled receptor internalization. Lineage: Eukaryota; Metazoa; Chordata; Amphibia; Anura; Pelobatidae.
AUUGGAGGUCAGAACUAUAUAAGAGAGAGGGACACAGGUCAUAAGGACCUUGCUGUAGUCGGGGAGUACAAGAGAAGCAUACGCAACUGAACUCAAGCAAAAAGUGUGUCAAGAUUUGAACAAUCAUCAUGGCAGACGGUUCAAAAGUUUUUAAGAAGACCAGCUCUGACAGCAAGUUAUCCAUCUACCUUGCAAAACGAGACUAUGUGGACCAUGUUGAAUUUGUGGAACCUGUAGAAGGAGUAAUUCUGAUUGAUCCUGAAUAUCAGAAAGACAAAAAAGUUUUUGUGACAUUGACCUGUGCUUUUCGCUAUGGUCGGGAUGACAUGGAACUCAUUGGUUUGAGCUUCAGGAAGGAUUUGUACGUUCUGUCCUGUCAAGUAUACCCACUUCGUCCAGAAGAUCAAAAGCCUCUCAGCCCCCUUCAAGAAAAACUUAAAGCAAAGCUAGGAGUGAACUCCUUCCCCUUCAGUUUUAAUAUUGCCAAGAAUUUACCAUGUUCUGUGACGCUACAACCAGGGGCAGAAGAUUCUGGGAAGGCCUGUGGGGUGGACUAUGAGGUGAAAGGAUUCUGGGCAGACAAUGUGGAGGAGAAAGUCCACAAAAGGAAUUCUGUAAGCCUCAUUAUUAGGAAGGUUCAAUAUGCUCCUGAGAUCUCUGGACCGGCCCCAAAAGCAGAUACCACACGUCAGUUCAUGAUGUCUGAUCGACCAUUGCAGCUGGAAGCCUCACUAGAAAAAGAGAUAUACUACCAUGGGGAGCCAAUCAAUGUUAAUGUGAAAAUCAACAAUACAACCAGCAAGAUUGUGAAAAAGAUCAAGAUUACAGUGGAGCAAGUGACCGAUGUUGUGCUUUAUUCAUUGGACAAGUACACCAAGACAGUAUGCAGUGAAGAGAUCAAUGAUACAGUUGCAGCAAAUUCAACAUUAUCCAGAACAUACUCUGUGACUCCAUUUUUAGCUGAUAACCGGCAGAAGAGAGGCCUGGCCUUGGAUGGCAAAUUGAAGCAUGGGGACACCAACUUGGCUUCAUCCACAAUCCUGCGCCCAGGCAUGGACAAGGAAGUGAUGGGAAUUUUGGUAUCUUAUAAAGUCCGAAUUAAUUUGAUGGUGGCCAGAGGAGGCAUUCUGGGUGACCUAACAUCAAGUGACGUUUUUGUGGAUCUUCCGCUUAUAUUGAUGCAUCCCAAACCAUCUGAGAGUAAUGCAGAGGAUGUGGUAAUUGAAGAAUUCGCUCGCCACCAGCUGGAAGGAGGUGAUGAUGAAGAAGAGAAAGAGGAAACAGAAAGCUGAAGUGACCACAACACUAAUCCAUAAAAAAUUAACAAAUCAUUCUCAAAAAUACAGUAACAAUUUUCACGCAAUUUGUAAUCUUUCAGUGUCAGUGGAUACACUAGCAUCCUACUCAUCAUUUCCAUUUGUUUGAAUCAGUGUCUGUGUUGUUGCAUUACCUGUGAUCCCAGUGAAAUUGCCAUAUACUCCUAAAUCAAUAAAAUACUCAAACAUU